GGGUAUAGACCUUUUUUGUAGAGGAAACAUAAUGACUCUAACACCUCCACAUACGGUCGAACGGAUGUCACUAUCUACUUCUAGCUUUUCUUGUCUUGAGCAACAAGAAGAAAAAAAGAAAACUCCAACUCCAUGGUAGUAUGUUAAGGAAGAAGAAGAAGGAGCAAGAAAACCAUCCAAAGUUUCCAAAUUUUGAGUCCAAAAACGCAGCAGCAACUUCAAGGUAAAAACUGAAAUUUUCCAUCCAUUAUCUCGAAAUACUUCUUGAACCAAAGUUGUAGCCCCGGACGUUAUGAAUCCCACCCAACAAACGGCUCGCGAUUUCGUUAAGUAACGAAGAAGGUAUGACCAAAAUACCGGGACUGCGCCAGUGGUGGCGAGCUCCUCGGGUUGGCAUGUUUUUCUUCACCAAAAUUCAUAUUAUUUCAUCCCAAAUAUUUACCAUAAACUCUCUAACAAUUAUUAGGAACAUCCGGAAGGUAUUGCAAAGAAAGUUUGGCGUUGGAAUGUUGAAGUUAGUGAGUUAAUCGUCGGAAUCAUGUUCAUCGACAUACCCGAAAUUCUGGACAGCAACUUUCUAUUGACUUCAGGUCCGAUUUACGCUAUCUUACAUAUGUUAAAACGAAAUACUUUCUAUACUAAAGUUAUAGCCUUACGUCUUAGGAAUCCACAGAAUCAAAUGAUUUGCGAUUCCGUGAAGAAACGAUGGAGAUAUGCUCAAAAUGCCGCAGGCUGUCCAAUUGUGACGGGAAUGACAAAGUUGGUGAAUUUCGAUAUUGUUUUUACUCCCGCUCAUCCGUAAGGUUUUGACCGAUGAUUUCCAGGUCUGUAUCUUUGUGUUAGACUUGUCGAAUCAUUCAUCACAUACAUACAUGAACAUAUAUGUUAUUUCAUAUGUUAAAACCAUUCCAAAGUAUAUAUGUGAUGCAUAUAUAAGUUAUCUAUAUAUUGAUAUCAAAAUACACCAAAUCCAUAAAGUUAAUAUACACAUAAGUAUAUAUAAACUUUGGAAAUCAACCCAACAAUAUGUAUAUGUUAAUCAAAGGUGCUUAAAAGACUUAAAGAAGUAUUUUGGACACUCAAAAUAUCAAGAGAAAGGUUCGCAGACCCAAACAGUCGACGCAAACGGUCGACCGUCGUGUUAAAAAUCGAAACGGAACAAGACUGUCAGACAAACGGUCGACUGCCGGUGGCCAACGGUCGACCGUCGCCUGUCCAGCCAAGUGCCGCCGUCCACCUCUAGUCAACAAAGGUCGACCGCCGGUCAACCGCGGUCGACCGUCACGGUGAAUCUCCAAUCCGACCUGAUGAAGAUCAAGGUCGACCGUCGCGCCAAACGGUCGAUCGUUCCGAGCCCCGUAGCUUAAUUAAAUGAUAUUUUAAUCAUCGUGAUGCGCGGGACUUACUAGUCCGACAUCACCCGUUCCGGGCUUAGUGUACGUACAUGGUAUUCAGGUUUCGAGUACCACCCAUAUUUUUCUAGUCUCACCUCAUUCGUGAGACUAAGGCCGCGUGAGUUCGUCGUACCAAAUGGGCGAAUCUCAUAGCGCAAGGGUGUCCUUGCUCAUUAGAAUCAUGCAUCAUGUUAUCAUCAUCAAGUACAUUGAUUACAUAGGUGUCAUGUAAUCAUCAUCAAGAACAAUCAAAUUGAUUAAAUGUGAAAUCAUGUUAUCAUCAUAAAGUACAUUGAUUACAUAGGUAUCAUGUAAUCAUCAUCAAGAACAAUUAUAUUGAUUACAUAGGUGUCAUGUAAUCAUCAUCAAGAAUAAUUAUACUGAUUAAAUAUGCCAUCAGGUAAUCAUCAUCAAAUGUCCACCAUCAUAAAUCAUCAAAUUAAAGAUACGAUAUAAUGUGCCAUAUCAUGAACAUUAUUAUACAUUUUGUGGACGUAUAUAUAUGUAUAUGUAUAUGUCUAUGAAUUGUUCUACAAUUCUAGCGUGGUACCACUCAGCGGUUUCGCUAAGCGUGUAGUUUGUAUUUUUCGUUGACUACACGUAGGUAACAAGAAGACAAUGAUGGAACCACUCCCGGAAGGCAUUAAGUCAGAGGAGAUGCAAGGAUGGCAGGCAAAUGUUGAUCAUCAGAUUUUUAAAUGUGUCAUGAUUUGAUUAUUUUUGUACUUCCGCAUUACUCUGAAAAUAUUUUUUUAAAUGGGUCGCGAUCCAGAGUCUGUAAAUUUAAUAUUUAUAAGUAAUUGUCAUUUUCAAAUGUCAAACGAAAUUUUUAUUUAACUCUCGUUUCACCUUAAUUCGUGUAAUUCCGGGUUAUACGGAUUGGGGUGUUACAGAUGCAGAUGUAGGUGUUGAUGACGAUUGGAUAACAGUUGAGUUUUUGAAUCAGGAAAAGUUUCCCACUCACUUGCGCGAAGACGACGUCGUUUGAGUAUUAAAAAAGAAAAACCGCAGCCUAAGUCCUAACCAGUAACCGCCCACUAAAUCCCAACCUAGGGUAAGGUGUAGAGAAGACCAAGAGAAGAUGGACGGAAUCGAUCGGAAGGGAGCGGAGAAGACCGAGAGAAGGGAGCAACUGGAAAAAGAAGGAGAUGGUGGAGGUUGUAGUUGCGAGAGUACUGUUCAUCAUCUUCUUAAGCUUUGACGCAGCGGCUAAAGUACACACGAAUUUCAUCAAAGAGCGGUUGCCGUGGUUGUUGAUCCGAUACAGAGUGUUAAAGGGAAGGUGGUGAUUGAUUCCUUCCGUUUACUGCUGGAACCAUGGGCUGUUUAACUUGAGCAUCUGGCCGGACUGUUUUGGACUUGCUUGAACUUAAUGUUGGGGUAAUAAUAAUUUACAUUUUACCCUUGGACAAGAGCCACGUCAGACAACAUCAAACUUAGGGCAUCUAAACAAACCCUCUAUCCAAGCAUUGAUUCAUGGGCUAAAUUGGCACUAUUACUCCAUAUCAAUCAAUUACAAAAAGAACGAACUUGAAGAGAAGAUGCUGCUGAAUCUUCAAAAGAAGAAAUGGACAGACGGGUUGACACUUUAGCGAUUGGAUAAAGCUAUUUGUACCCCAACUUUUAUACCCCACUUUGUACCCCGCAGGUUUGCACCGACACUUUGUGUUGAUGUAAAACUAAUUUUUGUUAAUGCACCGACACUUUGUGUCCGUGUAAAUUUUUGUUAACGCACCAACACUUGUGUCGGUGUAAACCAUCAAAAUGUUUGUGUAUAACUGCGGUGUACAAAUGGGGUACAAUUUGUGGUGUAAGUGUAGCAUGACCCUUAGCGAUUUGAUGCCCACUCCAAAACCAAUGAGGAAAUUAAACUGUCCAAAUAAUGAACUGUACUGUUCUAUUAUUUCCCCUAAUUUGGAGGCAUCAUAAUUGAAAUGAUAUGGAAUAGUUUUUUGUAUGCUUUCUGGUAUGUGCACUCCACUUUUUAAUCUUAAUUUUUAGGAUUCAAUGCGUGAUAUGAAAAUGUUAUAUGAUUGAAUGAAAAAAUAAUCUUAGUUUAACAGUGAGGCUAAUUUAAGAUUAUGUAUUUUGAAAUUUUCUUGAUGUUAAAAUACGUCAUCCGAGGAAAUGAGGAGGGAUUACCAAGGGAGUGAAAGAAGUGUGAGUAGAGUUGGGAACAAAAGCAGUAGUAGAGGCUAAAAGGACUGAAUUCUGGGAUGAGUGAUUCACGGGUGGAGGAGGUGCAGUUCAGUGUUUUGAAGCUGGAGGUGUUGCUACAAGUUUUGCAGAGUAAACAACAACAUAGCAAGGGCAAACGCGGAGGCUGUGUGGAGUUCGACCCCAAAGACGACAAUCUGAUGGAAGAAGACAUCGAUGCUGCCCCCAGGGCUCCCAUUCCCGGGAUCGGGUCCACUCUCGGCGACUCCUCUGCCCCGAAGAAAACGAAGGGCCGCGGCUUCCGGGAGGAGGCUGCCGAGGCCGAACACAGUGCUCGUUUGUCUGCUCGCUUCGAUUCUCUCGUCUCUCAUGGCGACCCUGGUUCUGAACGAUAUUUGUUGAAUGACGAUGUAUUAGUGGAGAGCAGUGGUGGGUGCUCUACCGAAGGACAUAACGUACCUGUAGUUGGAAUGAAGUUUUCUAGCAUUGAAGAAAUUCGGGGACACUACUUGGCAUAUGCUCGAAGUGUAGGAUUUCCAAUUCGUACUAGAACGACGCGUAAGAGCGCGGACGGAACUAUUAGGAGCGUGACGUUUGUGUGUUGUAGAGAAGGGAGUAAAAAGAGGAAAACACAAAAUGUGUUGCACCCAAAGCCAAUGAUGCAAUUGGGAUGUGAAGCAAGAGUAACUGCUUCGUGCGAUGGGGAUGGAGUAUGGAGGAUUUCUGUUGUGCAGUUAGUGCAUAACCAUAAUUUUAGUCAUAUAAAAUCCAGAUUAUAUCGAUGUAAUCGCAACUCGCCUGCAUAUGUUAAAAAGAAGAUUGAAGUUGAUGCGAUGCCAGAAACUUCUCUUCAUAAGAGUUUCCAGUCAGCUAUUGUGCAAGCGGGUGGAUAUGAACAGGUUGGCUUAUUAGAGAAUGAUUGCCGGAAUUAUGUUGAAGAGGGAAGACAACUAAGAUUCAGUGCAGGAGAUGCAAUGGCCAUACAGAGUUACUUUAAUAGAAUGCAAGCUAAAAAUAACAGUUUUUUCUUCAGCUCGGAUCUUGACGAGGAGUCAAGGCUUAGGAAUGUGUUUUGGGCAGAUAAUAGGUGUCGACAGUGUUAUACAUACUUUGGUGAUGUCAUAACAUUCGAUACAACAUACUUGACUAACAAGUAUGACAUGCCGUUGGUUUCGUUUGUUGGCGUAAACCAUCAUGGACAAUCAAUACUUCUUGGUUGUGGCUUAAUCUUACAGGAGGAUACUGACUCAUUUGUUUGGCUUUUCAAGACAUGGCUUCAAUGCAUGGAUGGCAUUCCACCUCAAGGCAUAAUUACAGACCAAAAUAGGGCCGUGGAACAUGCAAUUUCUAUUGUGUUUCCUCACACUAAACAUCGUUGGUGUCUUUGGCAUAUUUUGAAAAAAUUACCUGAAAAGUUGGGAGGCAUGUUCGCUACAACUCAUAUCAUGGCUAACAUUCAUGAGCUCGUAUACGAUGUGCAUGUAAUUAAUGAAUUUGAAUUACGGUGGAAAGAAAUGAUUGAGAACAUGGGCCUUCAUGAUCAUACGUGGUUAGGGGACAUGUACGCUGCCAGAGCUCGAUGGGUUCCAUGUUUUUUGCAGACAUCGUUUUGGGCUGGUAUGUCCACAACGCAGCGCAAUGAAAGUAUAAAUGCUUUCUUUGAUGGCUACGUGCAUGCGAAAACUACCCUCAAGCAAUUUGUGGUACAGUAUGAGCGUGCUUUAAGGAAAAAAGUAGAAAUGGAGCUCCAAGCUGAUGCUAGUUCUUUUGCAAAAAUGAUCCCGUGUUUGACAACGUAUGAGAUGGAGAAACAAGUUCAGGAGGUAUAUACUCUUUGUAAAUUUAAAGAGUUUCAGACAGAACUUUUCGGGAAAGUCUAUUGUGAUAUUGUUAGCACAGUGGGUGGAUCCGUUUACGAAGUGGAGGACGUGUGCAUCAAUGGGCUUGAUAUAAAGAAGUCAUUCCAAGUCCUCUUUGACUCGCGUACAAGGGAGGUGGAGUGUACUUGUCACUUAUUUGAGUUUAGAGGGACGAUCUGCAGGCAUUGCAUAGUCGUGCUCAUCCGAAAUGAUGUGAGUUUUUUGCCGGAGAAGUACAUUCUACAUCGGUGGAGACGUGAUGUGCAGCGGGCAUACACCCGUGUUAAAAUAGACUACGAUGGGUGGAUUUGUACUGUUCAACAACAACGUUACAAUGAUUUGUGUAAGAACUUCCAAGUAUUGGCAAACAUAGUCGUAGAUGAUGAAGAGCGCACAAACGAAAUCAUGGAGUGGAUGGAGAGGGAGUUGGCACGUAAAGUCGGGCGCACUCAAAUCCCAACGGCUGCUAUUGAACAAGUUAGGGAGUCAACACUUGCAGACCCGUUACACAACUUGGACCCCGAAUGAGGAGCUCCAUGAGAAACAGUUGGUACCAGAAAUCAGUCGUGGAAAAAGCAAUGAGAAACAACCCAAAAACAGGGAGAAGCAUCUGAAUGCAAACAAGAGAGUAGACACGCAUGUCAAAGAUGGCAAUGGUGUUUACGAUCUCACUAUUGGAGCUUUGGGUUGGAUCUUGGCCUCUCUGUUUCCUAAACUCUGAUUAUGUACUUGUCAAGGCUUAGUGAAUGUGAAUGAUUUUUUGUUAUUAACACAGUUUAUGAAUCGCAGGUAGUGAACGUUUGUGAAUUCCUUCAUUGUGUGGCCUCUUAAAAGGCAAAAAAAAGAAGAUAAAAUG
Cuscuta campestris is the source of this 6266-nucleotide messenger RNA. Lineage: Eukaryota; Viridiplantae; Streptophyta; Magnoliopsida; Solanales; Convolvulaceae. The record is from the annotation of a GenBank genome assembly.